This is a messenger RNA of Gilbertella persicaria, 1736 nucleotides long. RefSeq lists its product as uncharacterized. Gene Ontology annotation, molecular function: glucuronosyltransferase activity; xylosyltransferase activity. The coding region runs from base 16 to 1626 and encodes 536 amino acids. The transcript has 4 exons. The record is from RefSeq and is a predicted model, not a curated record. NCBI's taxonomy places the organism in Eukaryota, Fungi, Mucoromycota, Mucoromycetes, Mucorales, Choanephoraceae. Gene Ontology annotation, biological process: protein O-linked glycosylation via mannose.
UAUCCUUCCUCUCCAAUGUCUGAUAUUGGUCUACCCACUGUCAAGCCAAAACAUUCUCGGUCAACUUCGAUCACCACGUCGAAAAAGACAACUUCCCACCAAAGAAAACCUUCUUUAAAUAAACAACCAUUGCCGCACCAACAGAAACAGCAACAGUUUGAAUCUAUAGAGAAUGCUAAGCGUAGAUCAACUCCUUCUUCUUCUGGAACUUUUGGUACUAAACCAGGUGGCGUCCUGAGUCCUUCUCGUUUUGUGAACUCAGUCAUCCUACGUGUUCAUGCCUUCUUGAACCCAUCGGGUCCUCUUUUACCACACUCCAAACACGGGAACGCCUUUGGAGGAACUACAAAGCCUUCUCUUAUGUCAAGUGUACUUCAGUCUCGAAUUAUUCGUUUCUUUGCUCUCUUUUAUGUCAUUUUUUCUGUGUUCUUAUCACUUAAUCAUACAUGGAAAUAUCUUUUAUCAGACGAUGGUGACAUUCUUCAAAACUAUAGUUAUACGGAUGAUUUAGAAGAAACAACCACUGAUGAUUGGGUACCUGAAAGAACUUACGACCAAGAUAGUCCAUAUUCGCUUAUGAAUGAUAUGUCGCACGGUUUAAAGAUGCACAAAUUAUUUAGUAAAAGUUAUUAUGAUGCAGCAAAGCACAUUCAGCUUUUCUGGAAAAAAGCAGAAAACGUACCUGAAAAAGAUGAAGUAACACUUAUCACCACUACUACAUUUGAUACAUGGCAAGAUUUGGUUCGACUGACUAUUUACUGGGAAGGCCCUAUUUCUGCUGUAGUUCAUGUAGAGGAAGACGACGAAGCAGCCAUUCAAAAGAUCAAGCAAGAAUACGAAAAUACACCUGAACUUCAUAGAAAUGUCGAUCUUCAUUUAGCUCAAGUUCCCGGUUCUCAGUUGAGUGUUUUAUUCCCUCGCAAUGCUGAACGCAAUUUGGCUCGAUUGUUAGCACAGACCGACUUUAUUAUGGACUUGCCUUCUGGCGUCAUUCCUGCUACUGAUUUACGCCGUACAUUAGAAUCCAACAAAGAGCGCAUUGAUAGCCUUUUAAGAGCUGGCAAUCUUUUAGCAUUGCCUACAUUUACAUUCAAGAGCGCAGGUGUUACGCGUGAUGAUGUACCUUACGACAAGAAUCAAUUGAUUCUCAAGUUGAGUGAAGAAAAGAUGAUUUUGGAUGACAAACAUUGGAAGGAGAAUGAGGGUCCCACUGAUCUAGAAAAGUGGAUGGAUGCUGAAACCUUGUAUGCUGUAGAAAAAUACGAAUUUCAUUAUGAGCCUGUUGUGAUUGAAUCAAAGACAGUUCAACCAUGGUGUUCAGAGAGAUUCUUGGAUAGUCGUGCUGCCUGUAUCUUUUCCAGUUAUUUACAGGGCAAUGAAAUCUAUAUUUUGCCUGAUGACUUUGUAGUCCAAAUGCCAAACCAGAACCACGAGGAAGUAUCUGAUUUUGAUAAUGUUGUUGAAAACAGAAUUUAUGCUAAAUUCUAUUGGGAGCAAUGCGUUCAUCAUGCCAGACAAUUAGACGCUUUAGGCCUUUGGAAGACACCUCGUUCUCAGCACAUUCGCAGCCAAUGUUCUCGCGUUAUUCAAAACUGGGGUAAAGGCUUGAUUGGUAAACCAGAGUAGAUCAAAUAAAUAUUAGAAAGAGUGGCUUGGUUUAAACCUGAGAGCUGGGUCCGACAGCACGCGCAUUUAUUAAUUAAAUUUAUUUUAAGCUUUUCUGUUCCUUUUUCUCU